AUGUCGCUUCUCCCGCUCAUCGGAUGGGCAGUGCUACCCGGCUACGCCACAUCAUUCCUCCAAAACGUCUACUAUGGCCUCACAAUUCGCGCCGGGGAUCCCAAACCAAUGCCCCAAACGCCCCGCUUCGAAACUCACCGCCGUCGCAUCUUCAUCCUCGUCAUCGUCAGCUACCUCCUCUACACCCUCUAUGAAACCUUCCACCAAGUACAAGUUGCAGGCAACUACUACACCCUAUUGGACGUAACACCUUUCGACAGCGACAAGACAAUCCAGUCCAAGUUCCGCCGCCUCGCCGCGCGCUACCACCCCGAUAAAAUCGGCCACCAAGAUGGAGCCGACAUCCUCUUCAUGCUCCUCCGCCAGGCGGAAGAAACCCUCCUCGACCCAGUGCAGCGCUUCGCCUACGAUCGCUUCGGCCCCGACGCCCUAAAAUGGGGCGGCCAGUUGAAGACCACGCAGGAGUUCUUCAUGAUCUCGCUCACCCGCCUGGUGUUGCCGCAGUACGUGUUGUCACUGGGCGCAAUGUUGGUCCUGAACUGGCUCUGGUGGGGAGGAUUUGGACGCUACUGGCGCUUCUUUUCCCUCGCCGCCAUGGUCGUCCUCGAAUUAGCCUUGAUCACGCGGCCCCGCGCCGUCUUCAUGCCCGCAGCUUAUCUCCCUCCAGCACUGAGCGCCUGGCUACCGGCGCAAUCAUUCCACCUCCUCCCAUUCCAAAUCCUGACGAUCGCGCGCCGCGUCUCAAUCACGAUCCACAUCUUCAUUUCGCAAAUCGCUCCAAAGGCCCAGGCCCAGGCCCAGGUCCCGAACGGCGUCUCCCCGCAGACGAUGCAGCAGGUGGUGAAGCUGGUGCAGACGGCGCAGCAGACGGAUCUGGAAGCUACGCGGUCGCUUCAGCUGGCUCAGGCGCCGUUCCGCGGCGAUCGCGAGACUGUUUCUGGGUUGCGGCGCGGGAUGCAGGAGGCUCUUGUUUUGGCCGGGGUGCGGUCGAGUCCCGGGGUGCAGCAGGCUGUUGGGGAGGUUAUUCAGCGGCGACAGGCUAAGAUUAAUGCUGGGGAUGGUGGUGGGGACGGGGAUGGGGAUGGGUCUUCGUAG
Molecule: messenger RNA, 1095 nt
Organism: Penicillium manginii
Lineage: Eukaryota; Fungi; Ascomycota; Eurotiomycetes; Eurotiales; Aspergillaceae
Product: J domain-containing protein
Exons: 3
Coding region: 1-1095 (364 amino acids)
Cellular component (GO): endoplasmic reticulum
Molecular function (GO): misfolded protein binding; protein-folding chaperone binding
Source: RefSeq, a predicted model, not a curated record